AUGUACAACAAACAGUGGACAACUUAAUGAGUCACUAUUUUUUUAAUUGGAACCUUUUUACAAGUGAAUUUUUAUUUGUUUUCUAAAAUCCAAAACAAAUAGAUGUUAAUAGUUAUCGGUGGAAUAAAAUAAGUGAAAUUAAUUCCAAUUUAAAAGAGUAAACAUGUUUUCCAGUGGUCCCAACUAUACCAAAUUAAAGACCAACCUACGAUUGGCCGUAAAUCGUUUAAAAUUAUUGGAAAAGAAAAAAGCAGAAAUUGCACAAAAAUCUCGCAAGGAAAUUGCUGACUUCUUGGCCAAUGGCAAAACCGAAAGGGCAAGGAUACGUGUUGAACAUAUUAUAAGGGAAGAUUAUUUGGUUGAAGCCAUGGAAGUAGUUGAAAUGUAUUGCGACUUACUACUGGCAAGAUUUGGCUUGGUGACCCAAAUGAAAGAGCUAGACGAUGGUAUAGCAGAGGCUGUGUCUAGUGUUGUAUGGGUGUGUCCUCGUUUGCAAAGUGAUAUAUCCGAGUUGAAGGUCAUUUCCGAUAUAUUUAUUCAGAAGUAUGGGCCGCAAUUUGCAGAAAAAGCAAGAACUGCUACCGGUGAUCAUCAUGUUUCAGAAAAGUUAAUGCAUAAAUUGCAACUACAGGCUCCGCCCAAGCUAUUGGUGGAGAAAUAUUUAAUUGAAAUCGCCAAGAACUAUAACAUUGAAUAUGAACCAGAUCCACAAGUACUAAAUGAGGAAAAAGAAGGACGAGAUCAAAAUCUCAUUGAUUUGGCUGAUCGCAAUAAUUUGGGUGGAGGUUCUGGUCCUCCACCUCAAAUGGGAUUUAUAGGAUAUCCAACGGUACCACCAUUACCACAUAUGCCAGAACCACCAUCUAAUAAACCUUUUAACUAUCCACCCUUUGGCGGUGGUGCUAGUGGCGGGGGCGGAGGUUCUGCGGCUCCACCAUUGCCAUACGGAGGUGGACCGGGCGGAACUCCACCAUUCAAUUAUAACAUACCACCCACUUCACCACCAAUGAACAAUGAACACAAGGAUUUGAACACACAGUUUAUAAAUGAGGAAGCUUCACAGGAUUUACAGGCUUCAAGAGCAACUGAUAAUAAUGUUGAAGAGGCAGCUGGUUUUGAUGAAAGUAUUUUGCGACAAAAAAUGCACAAUGAUCCACCACCACGUUAUUCUUCAAUUAAUCCUGUUAAUCUACAGAACGCUAAUAAGCCAAAGCCUCAACCACGCAGCAAACUGCCUCCUCCUACAGUGCAGCCCUCUGCACCACCCCCAUCCAUGGAUAUACCUCAGUUACCAAAUGUUCCCAUGGAUUUGCCAGAUAUUCCAACGGAUGAAUUAAAGCCUAAUAACAACGAUGACGACAUUGAUUUUGAUGAUUUAUCCAAACGUUUUGAAAAUCUUAAAAAACGCAAAUAAGUAAAACGAAAUUAAUACAUGCUUAGUUGUCUGCUAUGAAUUGUUAUUAAAAAAACGUAUUAUAUUUUAUCCAAACUGUUA
Molecule: messenger RNA, 1495 nt
Organism: Lucilia cuprina (Australian sheep blowfly)
Lineage: Eukaryota; Metazoa; Arthropoda; Insecta; Diptera; Calliphoridae
Gene: Ist1
Product: IST1 homolog
Exons: 6
Coding region: 164-1414 (416 amino acids)
Biological process (GO): protein transport
Source: RefSeq, a predicted model, not a curated record